This is a messenger RNA of Xyrauchen texanus (razorback sucker), 4316 nucleotides long. It is a transcript of the gene cipcb, whose product is annotated as CLOCK-interacting pacemaker b. The transcript has 4 exons. Gene Ontology annotation, biological process: negative regulation of DNA-templated transcription; negative regulation of circadian rhythm. The record is from RefSeq and is a predicted model, not a curated record. NCBI's taxonomy places the organism in Eukaryota, Metazoa, Chordata, Actinopteri, Cypriniformes, Catostomidae. Gene Ontology annotation, cellular component: nucleus. Bases 131 to 1222 code for a protein of 363 amino acids.
UGUGUGUCUCGCUCAGGUCACGUGUACAGCACUGUGUUCUCUGUGAGCGUGUUUUGCGUGACGGGAACAAUUACUAGAACGUCACAACGACGAAUCAUACCGAGAACAAGUGUCAUACGGUGGAGCAAGGAUGAGUGCGAAGGUAAAGGACGAAGCACAUUUAAGAGCAAUGGCCAAAUUUAAAACCAAACGGAUGGACAAGUCAAAACCAGACUCUGAGAGGGACUCGGGAUUCUCAGACGGCAGCUCUGAGCAUCUGAGUGCGAUCGAUCAGACAGACACGGACGAUGCGGCGUGUUUUGUGGGUUCUAGAUCACGCGCCUCUCCGCUGAGCACUGUGGUCGGGGGAACACUGAAGCGUCUGUCACCCAUGAUCAUCAUGAACAAUGUUGUUCUGAAUCAGUCUGGAGAAAACGCUGCUGCUUUGAAACCCUGGAGCUUCAGUCCAGCUGUUGAGGUGGUUCAGCAGCCUCAGGUCGUCUUCCUGCAACCCGUGGUUCCUCAAGUAACUGCAGCGGUGCCAAAGGGACCCCCUUCUAAACGCAGACGACACAAAAAAUACCUCCCCAUCCUCAAAUCCUACCCCAAAAUCGCCCCUCACCCUGGAGACAGUCCACACAAGGCAGGCAGCAACAGCUCAUCUUCUAGUUCCAGUUCUUCAGUAAAGAGUGACCGUUUGUCUUCCCAGCACUUGUAUCGAGGUCAAAAACACAGACGGCACAGCUCGCAGUCCGGCACGCCAACCGUACCCAGCUCGCCUCAGCCCUCAACACUUCCACACAACACAUCAAUUGUCUCAAAUACUACGGGCUGCCUUGACAGUGACGUGCAAACAAACAUUAGUCCCGAAUCCACGGACAACCACUCCGAUCCGCCUCUGCGGACGUUGACGCCUAAUUCACGCGCCGUUUCGGUGAACAGCAUCUGCGAAGGCGACACGGACAACAAGGUGAAGCGGUUCUGCAACACAUACAACAUUCUCAGUAAGUCAGGAUUGCUGAACAUUACGCUUCGCACGAAAGAGUUAAUUCGGCAGAAUCGACGGACGCAGACGGAGCUGGAGCGGCUACGUGAGCUCACAAACCUCUUCAUGGAAGCUCUGCAGACGGGCGACUCGGGAAUCUGGAGCAAACUUCAAACCAGCAUGCUAGAGGAGGACCAAACGAAAGAUAAUACGCCACACGUAGGACACGGGGACCGUUUCUCAAAAGAAGGUCAAUGAACAAUAAAGUCGGUCAGAUCACAGUGAGGGUGUGUGAUGCACCAUAGUGCUUUUAAUAUGUGCUUAAGUUGCAUUGUCCAGAAAUGAUCUCUUAUCUCUACAACUGUGGUCCUAGGCAAUGCCAGAGUCAGAAUGUUAUUAAAGGUGAAGUGUGCCGUUUAUCUGUGUUAAGGUGCUUAAUAUUGCCGAGUAUCAGUAGUCGAUUGGAAAUCAUUCCUGUAUUGUAGUGUCUCGCACCCAAACCGCUGAGAACAUUUCAGUAUGUGUUUGACCGCUGUAAAAUAGUUUAAAAUGCAAUGUUAAAAAUGACUGUUAUAAAUGACUGUUUGAAUGCAAAACAAAUCUAGCGAAAUGGACCUGAAACGCAUACUAGGAAUACUACAUACCACUAAACAUUUAAGUUGAAAAUGCUUUUAUUUCAAUGCUCGAGAGUCAGUUAAAAUGCACAUAUUAUUGCAAUUAGUAAAAACAUCAAACUAAGCAAAUACCAGUUUGUUUUACUCACAGACAAAAACAUAGUGAGUAAUCGCUAAUUAUAUGUCUUUGACGAUUAUGAUGGUGUCGCUUAUAUGCCGCGUUUUCACUUAUAACUUUACAAAAAAUAAGUGUAAUAUAGAAUACUACAUAUGAUUAUUUAGAGUCUGUGAUUAUCUUUCAAUGGAGUCCAGACACAAGAUAAUCAGAUGUAUAGAUCAUUAGAUAAUCCACAUGAAGCACAAUGUUACAUAUGACCACCAGGAGAUGGCGCCAAAUACACGACACAGACUCAAUGAUGACUCAAAUGACACAGAAUGAAACUCAUUCUUCAUGAUUUUUCAUCAGUUUCUUAGUCUGAGAUUCUCAGGAUGUAUCAAUCUUUAUCAUUUAAAAAAAACUUUAAUGUUCUAUACAAUGAUACCAGACACAUGACACUUUUUUUUUUUAUUAUCCAAAUAUAAGCCUUUAGUUUUGGGUUUGCCACUGAAACAGGAAAUCUUAAAAGCACCUUUAGAGCAUAAAAGGUUAAAUCGCAAGAUAGAUAUUUUACUCUGAGCAAAACUCCACUACAAUGAGAGGAAAUCACCCGCAUUUACUACCAAAUUUCACGCUAUACGACUAAAAAUGUACAUAUUUGCCAAGUGGCUGGUAAAUAUUUGUAUUUCACUCCAGUAAUUGUGUAAUGUGCGUCCAAAGACGAAAUCCAGUGUCUCUUUUAAUGAUCAAAAACAAUAAAAAAUAAACAUUCAAUUCUAAUCAGACAUAGUACAGGUGAGAAAGUCAUUAAAGCCCCUCUCAUUAAUAUGCGCUCAUUUACAGACAUGCAUGUUUCCUUAAAGAGACAGUACUGGGUUUUUUUUUAGCACGUAUUCAAGAAAUCAAUGUAAUUAUGCAAUUAAACAAUAAACAUGUAACAAAAUAAAAUAUUUGCAAUAUAAAAUCUUAUUUAUUGAUUAAAUGCAUUGAUUUGUUCUUAAAAAAAUAUAUAUAUUUUCCAUAAUGUAUCUAGUUAAAAGGUCCCCUGUAUAUAUAACGGCAUUAGCCGGGAGAGAAUUUCUUUCAUAUGUGAGCACAAGGGACAUUAUAACUAGUCUAAACUUAAAGCAUAAAAUGUCAUUGAUGUGCAAAGAGUUUGAGAGUUUGGAGUUACUGUCGGACACAUCGUUCCAGCUGAAAGGGAACGUUAGAAACGUAUAUUUAUUUACAAAAGUCUGAGACCAUGUUGAAAUCAGGGAUAUGUUUAUUUCAAGUUCGACCUGGACUUAAAAUAUUAUGAUACUGAAUAUGAUAAAACUGCAAUAAUAAAAUAAAUCAUGAUCAUCUGGUUAAGAAAUGCAAGUCAUCAGUUCAGCAUUUACUCCCAUUGUGACACUGAUACAUGAUGUGUAAUUAAAACGUUACAUUAAAUACAAAACAGUAAAAAUGCUAAAUUGAGGCAUUUGUGGUCCUAGAUUUUGGACCUCACCGUAGGUGUAUUUUGGAAAUGAACUUUUAUAUUUUAUGUCCUUUUGUACAUUGAGGUCUCUUAAAACGACAGUUUUACUUCUCUUUUGUAUGAAAACGUAGAAAACAUUUUGUAGUCUGGCAGUUUUGAUAAUCUUCAGAUACGUUUUGGUGUCUAAUUGUGAGUGUUUGCUCCCGUAACAGCUGCAAUUUAUUCACUGGACUGAUUCAUUCGACUGUUGAUUUGAUGAAAUAUGCUGCACAUUUGAGUCUGAACCUCGUUAACCAGUUUAACAUCCGCGUCUUCAGAUGUGUGUGCGUAUAUACCAUUUAAAAGCCCAAAAGGCUUCACAUGUGACGUCUGCGAAAGGUGUCAAUCUGAUAUCUAAUCUGUGAAUUUGGAAAGUACUUUCUCUGAUUCUGGCGGAAACGUUCGUCUUUAUGUUGCUUUUAUUAUCACUGACAUCUUGUUACUCUUGUCUUAAUAAUAUGCGGUGUUGUGUAUGGACAUGUCUGACUUUUAUGAACCGCUUUAUUACAGCUCUAAUCCUGUGUGUGGUUUUACAUUAAUACGACAUACAUGCACUUAUAAUAUAUGACAUUGUGUUUCUAGAUGAGGUCUUAAAUUAAGAUAUCAUACAGGAAUUAAACAUUUUCUUAAGAGCAUUUAUCAGCAAAACCAAAUAACAAUAUUCCUCUGAUUCUUUUAAAAGUUGUAUAUUUUUGUGUUGUUUCUCUCUCUCUUCAUUAUCCACUUGUUUACUUUUUAUGUUUUAAGACAUGGUUUACUCGAUAAACUGCAAAGGCUAAAGUUUUCAUGUUAUAAAGUUAUUAAAAUCAAUUCAGAUGCACUGUUGUGUUCAUAAGUUGUACAUUGUAGCUAAACCUAUUUUAUAUCACAGCUUGUGUCUACUCGGAUGUAGACCACGAUUCAUUAUGAUAAAUGCUAAAGUACUAAAUGAUCAAUAGAUCAAUCAAAAUGUGCCCAAAGAUGCAUCCCAAAUGUAUCUUUCAAAACAGGGUAGCCUAUUUUUCUGUGACUUUUCAAGGCAAUUUCAAAUAAAAGGCAUGCAUAGAAACUCUGUACUUGUGAUUAUUGAAUAUUUAAGAUGUGUGAUUAUCACAAGCGUCAGCUGAAUUUUGAUUAAAGGGACAGUUCACCUAAAAAUGAAAA